Molecule: messenger RNA, 2634 nt
Organism: Myxocyprinus asiaticus (Chinese sucker)
Lineage: Eukaryota; Metazoa; Chordata; Actinopteri; Cypriniformes; Catostomidae
Gene: tent5aa
Product: terminal nucleotidyltransferase 5Aa
Exons: 2
Coding region: 188-1393 (401 amino acids)
Biological process (GO): mRNA stabilization
Molecular function (GO): poly(A) RNA polymerase activity; RNA binding
Source: RefSeq, a predicted model, not a curated record
UUGUGACACUCUUCAAAUCCGACAGAGAUAAACCUCAGUAGUGUCUCUUCUCAGUUUCCUUCUCUCAUCUGAAGCGCACUGUGCGCUGAUCAGACAUGCGCGUCCUCUCUAAUGCAUCUGAACUCUCUUUAUAACAUCUCCAGGCAGUACAACAGUUAGUUUGCUGUUUAUUUUAAUAGCUUUCGCGAUGGCUGAAGAAGACAGUGCGAUCAGUCGGGGUUUACCCUGUAAUACCGAGGGUAGUAACUUUAGUGUGUUGAGCUGGGAGCAGGUCCAGCGUCUGGAUCUCAUACUGACCGAGAGCAUCCCGAUCCACGGCAGAGGAAACUUCCCCACGCUGCAGAUGAAGCCGCGGCAGAUCGUGACGGCCGUGCGGAGCCGCAUGCAGGAGCAGCGCAUCCAUGUGCGGGAUGUGCGGCUCAACGGAUCCGCCGCCAGCCACGUCCUGCAUGAGGACAGCGGGCUCGGCUAUAAAGACCUGGACCUCAUAUUCUGCGUGGACCUGAAGGGAGAGACCGAGUUUCAGAUCGUUAAGGACAUUGUGCUGGACUGUCUUUUGGACUUUUUACCCGAGGGGGUCAACAAGGAGAAAAUUACACCGUUGACCCUAAAGGAAGCAUAUGUGCAGAAGAUGGUGAAAGUAUGCAAUGAUUCUGACCGCUGGAGUCUCAUCUCCCUCUCCAACAACAGGGGCAAAAACGUGGAGCUCAAAUUCGUGGACUCCUUGCGUAGACAGUUUGAGUUCAGCGUUGACUCGUUCCAGAUUAAACUAGACUCUCUGCUUCUUUUCUACGAGUGCUCAGAAAAUCCAAUGGCUAAAACCUUCCACCCCACGAUCAUUGGUGAGAGCGUGUACGGAGAUUUUGCCUUGGCUCUGGACCACCUGCGCAACAAGGUGAUCUGCACGAGGAACCCAGAGGAGAUCCGUGGAGGUGGUCUCCUGAAGUACUGCCAUCUUCUGGUGAGGGGCUUCCAAGCCGCAUCAGAGUCGGAGAUGAAGUCUCUUCAGCGCUACAUGUGCUCGCGCUUCUUCAUUGACUUCUCUGACAUCAGCGAGCAGCAGCGGAAGCUGGAGUCGUACCUCCAGAACCACUUUGUGGGUUUAGAGGACCGCAAGUAUGAUUAUCUAAUGACACUUCACGGGGUGGUGAAUGAGAGUACGGUGUGUCUGAUGGGACACGAGAGGCGGCAGACGUUAGGGUUGAUCGCCAUGCUGGCAGUGAGUGUGCUGGCUGAGCAGAACGUCAUACCCAACGUGGCAAACGUCACCUGCUAUUACCAGCCUGCCCCGUAUGUAGCAGAUGGUAACUUUAGCAAUUAUUACAUUGCCCAAGUUCAGCCAGUAUUUACCUGCCAUCAACAAACCUACUCCACAUGGCUACCGUGCAAUUAAGCGGCCAGCCCAGAUAUAGACCAGAGAUAGUGAAAAUGCAUUAUCAUUGCAUUAUCAAAAAGGAUCUGAACCUGUUUCGCAAUUUACCCUGAGUAUUACAGUGCAGCCAAAGAGGCUGUUCACUUCCCCUAUUUGAACUGUAACUGCAUUGAUGAUCUGUGGUCAGUGUAAAACAGCUCUGGUGAGGUUUACCUUUCUGCUGCAGGCAGGGGUUCUUAUCUGAAGUAUUUUGGCCAUAAAUAACAGCCUAUUUUACAGAACUUUGGAGAGCUACUUCUGCACUGCCUUUGCCUAAUAAUUGGGUGAUCGUGUGGCUUAAAACUUACCAGCAGAUGUUAAGCAACUUCUAUAAAAUGCCGCUUGACACUGUCACAAACAUUCACUGUAAGUCAUUAGAUGCAGUAAAAGCACCCAUCUUGAUUAGGUGCACCCUUUAGUCCAAACGAAAGCAGACAUGUUGCAAAAAACCUAUUACAAACAAUUUCUGAAUGCUGUCAGUCUAGAUAAGGGAAAAAAAUCAAUUGAAUAGUUUAUCCCAAAAACGAAACUUAUGUCAACAUUUACUCACCUUCAUGCCUUUUAAAAUCUAUAUAAUAUGGAACAUAAAAGGAGUUAUUUACCGUUGAAUGUCCAAGUCGACCUUUUCCAUAUGAAAGAGAAUGGUGAUUUUCAGUCAGUAACAACUUAGAUUUCAGUAUGUUCAUCACACAAAACUAUCAUAUGGCUUCAGAAGACUUGGUAUAUAGUGUGUGAGUUGUUUGGAGUACUUUUACGGUACUUUUUGGAACUUGACUGCCCCUGGUUCCCUUGCCUUUAUUAUAUGGAACAAAACAGUGUGAUCAAAAAAGGUAAAAAAUUAAAUAAAAAAUAAAUAAAUAAAAAGUGGGUUUGGACUGACAUGACAGUAAGUAAAUGAUGACAAAUUUUCAUUUUUUUUUCUAUUUAAGUCAGAUACUACAACAAUUGCAGUUUUUACAAACCAAAGAUUUUAAGAUUGUAUCUUUUAUACCCAGAUUUGACAGUAAAAUUAUGUGAUUGUGCUGUCUAUAUUUGUACAUGUAAAUGUAUUCCAAGUGCCUAAUGUCAAUGCAGUAUGGUGAGGAGCAAAAAAAAAUAAAUAAAAUAAAAUAAAAAUAAAAAUAAAAAUAAAAAUAAAAUACAUAAUCAUGAUACAAGACAAAAGGGGUUAAAGCUUGUGAAUGUAUAUGAUGUGUCCUGAUUAAAAACCAAUGUAAGUGUCA